This is a messenger RNA of Petromyzon marinus (sea lamprey), 4826 nucleotides long. NCBI's taxonomy places the organism in Eukaryota, Metazoa, Chordata, Hyperoartia, Petromyzontiformes, Petromyzontidae. The record is from RefSeq and is a predicted model, not a curated record.
CCGCCUCUUUCAUUCGUUAAGAAGAAGGGGAGGAGGAGGCGAAGUCUCGUCGCUAUUUUUGGAGUUCGCCAUCCGCAUUCCCCUGGCUACUGCGGCCCAGAGCGAACGAACGCCACCACACACACACACGGCAGCAGCAGCAGGCAGUAGCAAGCAGACAAUUUUAGCUAACUUUGUUUAUUUUACAAACUUGCCCUUCCCCCCCCCCCCAAAACCUCCCCCCCCCAUCACCUCUCCACCAGCUUUAAAAGAACAACUUCCAUCGUAUUCGGUGGUUGGAGCGGUUACGUUGGUUGGGCGCACUUUGUACUCUUUGAAAAUCGUGAACCACCACCAUCAUCAUCAUCUUCACCAUCAUCGGAGUUGGGAUUUAUCGGCGCCCGCUUGGCUGACGAACAUCGCUAGCGUGAGAGAGAGAGACAUCUUUGACACUCGCAGGCCUCCCGAGGAGAACAAAACAAAACAACAACGUUCAUUCCGGUUGCUUCGCCCGUCCGUCAACAGCCUGCAUUGACCAGCGUGGUGAAGUAUGUCUGAGCGACCACCCUACGACCGGCACGGCGCGACGGGGGGGGGGGGGAACUCAUCCAGCAGUGGAUAAGCAAUGUGGAUCGGUCGUCCGCUCACGGGCAAGUUGGGACAAAUGUUCCUCACGAGCAAUGCUCUUUUGUAGGCUUGUACAAAAGCACGUGUGUUUGCGUCGGUUUUGUUUUGUUUUAAAUGUGCGGUCGUGAAUUAAAUGAUAACGCGCAGCGCUUUUAUUCAAGUUCCACCGCUGGAUGAAUUACACCCGUGUGUUUUAGUGUUGGGUUUCAUGUGUUCCGGUUUUUAAAAAAUAUAUAUAUACACACAACCAACAACAUGAAAGUGUCGUCUGUGACCACGAAUUACAGCGCAACUUCAGAAUCUCGGAUGCUAAAAAGCAUUCUGUUGAGCCUGAUUGAGAGCUUGUUGGAUGGGGGUAAACCACCGUGCAUAAAAGGUGUUACAGGCUGCAGAGUGGCCGUGAUGGUUUUGGUUUCGUGUAAGUGUAACAACGCGUGCAUUGACCAUUGUCCUGUGCCCCUCCCCUCCCCACCUUGCACGUGCUCUUCCACCUUCGCCAAACUUACAUUGAUGGCCAACGUGGUGAAGUGUGAUCAAUAAAUCCCUCCACGUGACCUGCACGACGCGUGGAGGCCGUCGUCCGGCAGUGGAUUGACAAUAAGGGUUGUGUGACAUGCAGCAUACCGUGUUCGUAUUUGCACAGGGAGAGAUUUCAGUGUUUCAGUUUCAUUUAUUUGGUUAUUGCCCCCUUGUGAGCCAUUCGGCUCUUGAAUCGGGUGCAACCGCAACAAACAAAAAAAUCCAAAGCAGGAACAAGAAAACAUCUUAAAGUGACUAUGUGCAAAACAGAAAAAAUCCAGGAAAAUCCAUCUAUCGAUAAGGCCACUGAAGUCUUCUUAAUGGCUGAGUCGGUAAUUGAUUAAAACAGGUGACUUCUGGCCGGGAAAGCGCUUGAGAUCGGUGGGAGACAUUGUUGGGGGUAGGUGUUGAAUUCAAAUGUUACUUACUCUGCGUCUUCCGCAUAUUUUGCUUGGGGACCUUCUACAACGUUGACUGUUCAAGUUGCACCCAAUACAUUUGUCUUGUGGUGCUGCGUUGGACAUGGCGCAAUAAGCAUGAAUUGUAAUCGCCCAUGGCACGUCGCUCACCGCCUUAGAAGGAAGCGAUAUAGGCGACGUUUCGGGCUAUGACCCUUCAUUGGUAUCAACCACACUUGUUUACCCAGGAAAGCCUCGCUGCGUCUCAACACUCAGAAGGACCCUAUCAAGUUUUUGUAGGAAGGGGCAUGGACAAUAAUAAGGAUUACUUUUCUUCUGCCGAUUCGAGUAAUUGUCAAGAUUCAGGGUCGCGAUUCGGUUUAAGAAUCCGUUCUCUUUCGUCUCGUUUUCAUCGUUAUUUUUUUACUCUAUUAAUGCCUGUGCAUAUAGUGCACACAGUUGCAUGCUGUAUAUUGUCAAUAGAAUGCACAUAGAUUAAUUACCUAUGUGCACUUUUCAAUUCUCUUUAAUGGCAAAUGUUAUCAUUGACGAAUGCGAGCAGCGGUAGGACUACCGCAGGGCGCAGAUUAUUUGGCUAAUCAUCACUGAUGUCUAUUGUUUAAUAUUUUUAAAAAUAAUUUGUGCGUACACAUAUUUAGCCCUUUUUUUCAAUCACUUUAGGAUUCAGGGCCAUUUGUUUGAAUUAAAUCUCAAUCCCAAAUCGUGACUACUGUAUUUAUCAAAUCACUGGUAGCAGUAGGGUUAUUCGUUAUAUUGUCUCUUAAGAGGAUUUCUUCCCACCAGCAAAUGCAUUCACAUUUUCUAAUCAUUGGUUUUGUGAAACAAUGGUGUCUCAAAUGCAAAUGCAUUUUGGUGGCAAAUGAAAACUGCGCAUUGUAACUGUUAAAACUUAUGUUGGUGUCCAAUGAACAUAUUGCACACCCCAUCAGGAUGGCGUGUGCAGUGGCCACCCCAUUGCUGGAGCCGAGCGGGGACUUCCCGGCGUGGCUGGAGGCGCAGGGUGUGAACGAGGAGGUGGCCCGGGCCAUGGACUCCGAGCUGGGCAUCCGGGACUACGGGGUCCUGCGCGCCUGCGUCAGGGAUGGCCUCGUGCGGGCCGAGCUGCUGUCCACGGCGCGCGACCGCCUGCCCUUUGGCUUCUACGCCGUGCUGCGGCAGGUGGUGAAGGUCCUGCAGGGCGCCGAGCCCCACGACCCUGAGACGCCGCACUGGGACGCUGCCACCGGCGCCCCCUCCUAUCCGGGCGACGUGACGCUGGGAGGCCUUGUGGAUGUGCUCCGCACACUGUUCAGUGGCUUGAGCCGGGAGCUGCAGAUGUGUGUGCAGAGGCUGGGAGGCAUGGAUGGAAAUGAAGUGUGCACCGAGUAUUCCCCUUCACCUACUACGGCAGUCACCCUGGAGGACGGUGCAAUGCAUGAAAUUGAUGAUUGCAACAUCACUGAUGAGGUUGGAGAGAACCAAAACUCGGAAAGAGAAGAGGAUGGCCCCAGCGAGAUAUUGCACACGAUUAAAACGGAGCACUUCAGAGGUGAUGUAGGACUCGCCAUCACAGGCGUGCUGUCGCUCGUCGAGAGAAAAUCAAACUUAGAACACGUUAAGGAAGAUCCACAGAUCCACCAGCAGCAGCUGGAGCAGCAGGCUGGUGACGAAAUACAAAUCAACGCCGACGCUGAAGAAAUGUCUUCAUGCAAAGUGAACACGCACAUGCCAGCUGAUACACAACACACUUCUGAAAGCCAGGAGAACCUGAAUCAUAAUUUUACUCCCUUGAAUGACAAGGAUAUGCCGUUAGAGCUCCAGCAUGAUGAACCGAAAUCUUCAAGAUCUAGUUCGAUGAGAAACGUGAAUGAAAAAUCCGAAAAGAAGCCCUUUGAGUGCACAGUGUGCAACAAGAAGUUCUCACGGAAAUACCAAUUCCUGACCCACCAGCGUGUGCACACGGGUGAGGAGAAGAUGAUUCACUCCAUGUGCGACCUUUCUUAUCCCCAGUCUUCCGAAUUUGGGUCCCAUGAGCAGACGCAUGAGGAGGAGGAGGAUGAAGAGGGAGAGGAGACGCACCCAUGCAAGUUCUGUGAUCAAAGCUUCGCAUACAAAUCGAUGCUCACGGACCACAUGCAUUUGCACUCGGAGUGGAGGCCCUACCAGUGCAAGAUUUGCGACAGCAGCUUCUUCCGUAAUGAUCACUUGCAAAUGCACGUGCGCACGCACACAGGCUUACGGCCGUAUCAGUGCAAGGUGUGCACGAGAAGUUUUAUGCGUAGUCAUCAUUUAAAGGUUCACGAGCGCACGCACACAGGCUUGAGACCUUACCAGUGCAAGACGUGCAAUGCGACCUUCAUAUGUAGUCACCACUUAAAAGUCCACGAGCGCAAGCACUGUGGACCGUGAUGGCAAUUUGAACAAAGUGUGUCAAAUUAUUUAGUUUCUUGAGUACCAGCCCCUGUGGCGUAGGUGUGGAUGGCACAGGCCCAUAGUGAAAGAAGAGAAAUGGGAACCUUUGUCUCAAUCACCCUUCCCUCUUUGUAGCCUCAAACCUCUGGGUCCUUUCUGCCCCGUUGGCCCUUGUGCAGUUGCACCGCCUGCACACUGCAAAGCUAUUCCUCUGACAACCCUUAAGAAUUGAGCCCAUUUGUCAGCCGAUGCAGUUUUAUUUUCAUAAAUAAAUUUGAGUCCACAUCCUCCCUCACAUCAUAUAUUGAUGUUCCGGGUGUUGGUUCUUGGGGCAUCAGCGGUAUCAGGCAUAACUCCCACAGUGAACUCUUCCGAGCAGGUGGUGGGAGGAGGGGGGAUUUUCUCUGGGCGGGGAGUGAGUGUUAGCUGGACAUUACCAUUCUGGGUUCAUUCUGGGUUUUUCCGUUUGAGCUUCUAGCUCUCAUUCUACAGGAUCUAGAUUGGGCCUAAUUAAUUCAGCCAUUGAGUAUGGGAGGGGAGUUUGAUUAUUUCACGUACUCAAUAUGGUUUUCCUGGCCCGAUGUAUGGAAAGUCCUGAACAAAGCUUUCAAUGCUCAGGUCAGCCCCGCUUAGGCUCGACAGGGUAGUUUCCAUACUGAUAUUGACAAGAUGUAUUAUUCUUAUUGAAAACUACCAUGAUAUGUUGAUAGAGCUCGGCAAUAGUCGGACAUGACCGUAAAGCACGUUUGUAAUUGUGUAAUAUAUCUUGGGGGGGGGGGGGUAGUUCGGACAUGAGGCUGCACCAAACUUGGCCCUCUGGUUGUUUGUAGGCCCCAUGUAAGAGCUUGAAUUGGACAGUUCUCAGGUGGAAGGAUUUGGCCCUUUGGGAGA